Molecule: messenger RNA, 1856 nt
Organism: Coniophora puteana RWD-64-598 SS2
Lineage: Eukaryota; Fungi; Basidiomycota; Agaricomycetes; Boletales; Coniophoraceae
Exons: 5
Coding region: 11-1057 (348 amino acids)
Source: RefSeq, a predicted model, not a curated record
AUUUCUCCACAUGGGUGGUCGCGCUUUUCUCCAAAACCCAGCCUUUACGUCGAGCUCUUUCCCUCGUCUCCCCCCUGAGCUCUACUUUGAGCUCAGGGACUUCUACCUCUCCGCACUCAAACCUUUGUACGAGCGUGUGGAGAUACCAGCGGAGCCGCCAAGCAAAGCUGACUACGGAGACAUAGACUUCCUCGUGCUCGGACCGAUCGCCCGUAACGCGAGUGACGACGGCAGUAAUCAUGAAGAUAUCAAACGCGCACUCGGUGCUGUGGAUGUGUUGGCUAUGUCCGAAAAUAGGACCUCGAAUUAUGCUGUCCCUCUCAAGAGGAACCAUCAUAGGUCCUGCAACUUUGCGUCAUCGGACGGGCAGAAAUACGUCCAGGUCGACGUUCAUGUUUGCGCUUCGGAGCUUGAGCUUCGGAACAUACUACUUAUUCAUGGGUAUGGCGACCUCGGAAUGAUCAUUACAGCCACAGCGAGGGCUUGUGGCCUUUCUAUUGGAACGAAAGGGAUGAAGAUGACAAGUCCACACCCGAACCCACCUACCCUUCUCACCUCGUCUGCGUCAGAAGCAUUCGAAUUUAUGGGUCUCUCAUUGAGCACUUGGGAGAAAGGCUUCACCACCCAGGAGGCCAUCUUUCGCUUCGCCGUAACAUCACGGUUCUUCGCUUUCGCAAAGCUUGACACGAGCGGAAAUCAUAAACUGGGCGAAGAGCGCACAAUGUACGGAGAAUUCUUGAGUUGGGCACGCAUCCAUGCCACCUCUCCAGGGUGCUCAAAAGACGUCGAAGAGGUGAAGAAGGAAGCGCUAGAACAUUUUGGAAAGAAGGGCGAGUGGGACGCGAUGGUCAGAGAUAAGCAUGAGCGAGAGUGGCUGAAGGGGCAUUUCAAUGGACGCUUAGUCCAAGAGUGGACCGGGCUCAAUGGGAGAGGAAUCAAAAUGGUCAUGGAUAAGAUAAGGUCUGAUGCCGGCGGUGAGCGUAUGCUGGUGAACAAGGACAGUGCGGAGCUCAUCACGCUUGCUCAGGAGGCCAAGGCGCAGUUAUAUUUGCGCUAGCGGGAUUAGCACAGUUUGUCAGUUUGUUUGAGGUUUAACGCUAGCUUAUUGCAAAGUUCAGUUUACCAUACGUAGGGUAUGAGCCUGUAAGGGACCCUCCGCUUAUACUCUCGAUAAGCCGUCGCAGUGUCUGUAUCUUUGAGAAUAACAUCCUCCUCAAUAGGCAUUUUGAUAGCGAAGGCGAGAACAUUGAAAGGUAACGCUUACAAGGGAACAUAGGACCAGUACAUGGACGAAUACAUGACGGUCUGAGCCAAUGCAGCAAGAUAGACUGGGUGUCUGACAAAUGAAAAUGGCCCGGUAGUCACCACUUUGGCAUUCUUGCGGCGCCCGAGCGAGUGCCACUGCGAUCCCAGAUGCUCAAACGUCAGGCGAAUGAACAUUUCGAUCAGCAGCGAUACGGCACAUGCGCCACCUCUGAUGAGGGUUCUCUGCUCCGCUGACUCCACAAUUCCUGGCAGCCCUGCCUCGAGCAUCCAGCUGGGCUGCUGAAACUCACUGAUUGUGAUGGCCAGCACGAAGGUCAAGACAGGAGCAAAGGAUGCGACCCCAUGCAUCGGACCGGCAAGACGGACCCAGAACGAAGUUGGGAUCGUUUCGGGGCGCACGGGGCCUGCCAGGGAUUCGGCGACAGCCUUGCACUCGCGUACGCUGGCCAUAGUGCGGUAUGUUACCCAGACUGUGGUCGCGACUGCGACAGCGUCCAUAUAUUUGUACAUCUCAGAAAGCUGGAAGCCUGAGAGAAGCAUAGUUGAGAAUAGUGCAAGGAAUAGUGGGCUGGUCACUGAGUAGACACCUG